AGAUGUCGCCAUACUCCUUCCUCUUGUCGCUUUCUUGGCAGAUGGCUCUUUCCGGUUCACGCUAGAAAAUAGUGAACGUGUCUCGUAUUUUUAAGAUACAAUGGCUGAUUUCGAUGAGAAUUUUGAAGAGCCGGUCGGCAUGACCCAAAUUGCCGCUAUUGCAGAACUUCCAGAAAUUAAAUUGUUUGGAAGGUGGAGUUGCGAUGAUGUACAAGUAGAUGAUAUGUCUUUACAGGAUUACAUUGCAGUGAAAGAAAAGAAUGCUAAAUAUUUGCCUCACUCUGCUGGUCGUUAUGCUGCUAAAAGAUUCAGGAAGGCACAGUGUCCAAUUGUGGAACGUUUAACAAAUUCACUUAUGAUGCAUGGUCGUAACAAUGGAAAGAAAUUAAUGGCAGUCCGCAUUGUUAAACACGCUUUUGAAAUUAUCCAUUUAUUAACUGGAGAAAACCCACUUCAGAUUUUGGUAACUGCCAUUAUUAAUUCUGGACCACGUGAAGAUUCGACGCGUAUUGGUCGUGCUGGUACUGUAAGAAGACAAGCUGUGGAUGUGUCACCUUUAAGGCGUGUUAACCAAGCUAUCUGGUUGCUUUGUACUGGUGCCCGUGAAGCUGCAUUCCGUAAUAUUAAAACGAUAGCUGAAUGUUUAGCUGAUGAACUUAUCAAUGCGGCAAAGGGAUCUUCAAACUCUUAUGCUAUUAAAAAGAAGGACGAAUUGGAACGUGUAGCGAAAUCUAAUCGUUAAAAAGUGUAUUUAUAUGGUGUUCCUUUACAUUGUAUGUAAUGGAA
Messenger RNA from Onthophagus taurus, 786 nucleotides. Its product is annotated as small ribosomal subunit protein uS7. Gene Ontology annotation, cellular component: small ribosomal subunit. The record is from RefSeq and is a predicted model, not a curated record. Gene Ontology annotation, molecular function: structural constituent of ribosome; RNA binding. NCBI's taxonomy places the organism in Eukaryota, Metazoa, Arthropoda, Insecta, Coleoptera, Scarabaeidae. Gene Ontology annotation, biological process: translation.